Molecule: messenger RNA, 2585 nt
Organism: Carlito syrichta (Philippine tarsier)
Lineage: Eukaryota; Metazoa; Chordata; Mammalia; Primates; Tarsiidae
Product: vacuolar protein sorting-associated protein 13B-like
Exons: 17
Coding region: 63-2585 (840 amino acids)
Source: RefSeq, a predicted model, not a curated record
ACCAUGAAAGCUGUGGUUCUAAUUCUACCAACCGUAGUACUACUGAGAACCCAAAAUCAUCGAUGAAACCCCGGAGAAUUCAGCAGACUGCUCCUACAGAUCCUGAUUUACCACCAGGUUAUGUGCAGAGUCUGAUUAGAAGAGUUGUAAAUAAUGUAAACAUUGUUAUAAAUAAUCUUAUACUAAAAUAUGUUGAAGAUGAUAUUGUUCUUUCAGUCAAUAUUACUUCUGCAGAGUGCUAUACAGUAGGUGAAUUAUGGGAUCGUGCAUUCAUGGAUAUUUCUGCAAAUGAUCUGGUGCUGAGAAAGGUUAUCAAUUUUUCAGACUGUACUGUUUGUCUUGAUAAACGGAAUGCCAGUGGUAAAAUAGAAUUUUACCAGGAUCCUUUAUUAUACAAAUGUUCCUUCAGAACUCGUCUUCAUUUUACAUAUGAUAACCUUAAUUCCAAGAUGCCAUCUGUUAUUAAAAUUCAUACUUUAGUGGAGAGUUUGAAACUUUCUAUCACAGAUCAACAGUUGCCCAUGUUUAUUCGUAUAAUGCAACUUGGGAUUGCUCUUUAUUAUGGAGAAAUAGGCAGUUUUAAAGAUGGAGAAAUAGAGGACCCUACCUGUCACAAUAACGAUGUGUUAGGAAAUAUUACAGGUGCCGAAGAUGAAACAAGAGUAGAUAUGCAGUACCCUGCUCAGUAUAAAGGCCAAGAGUUGUAUUCACAGCAAGAUGAUGAGCAGUCACAGGGAUGGGUUUCUUGGGCCUGGUCAUUUGUGCCUGCAAUUGUGAAUUAUGAUGAUGGUGAGGAAGACUACCUUGGGAAUGAUUCUACAUCAAUCACGCAUCAGCAAAAAGCCCAGACUUUGAAGGAUCCUACUAUUUCUAUAGGAUUUUACUGCACAAAGGCUACUGUGACUUUCAAACUCACAGAAAUGCAAGCUGAGAGUAGUUAUUACAGCCCACAGAAAGUAAAAUCUAAAGAAGUAUUGUGUUGGGAACAAGAAGGUACUACGGUUGAGGCUCUUAUGAUGGGAGAGCCUUUCUUUGAUUGCCAGAUCGGGUUUGUAGGUUGCAGAGCCAUGUGCCUUAAAGGAAUUAUGGGUGUUAAAGAUUUUGAAGAGAAUAUGAAUAGAAGUGAACCGGAAGCUUGUUUCUUCAUUUGUGGUGAAAAUUUGAGUACAAAAGGGUUGACAUACCUUACAAAUUCAUUGUUUGAUUACCGAAGCCCAGAAAAUAAUGGUAUUCGUGCAGAGUUUAUCUUGGAUGCAGCUCAUCAUAAGGAGACCUACACUGAGAUAGCUGGAAUGCAGAGGUUCGGGGCUUUUUACAUGGAUUACCUGUAUACAAUGGAGAACACUAGUGGCAAAGGUUCUACAAAUCAACAAGACUUUUCUUCAGGGAAAAGUGAAGAUUUGGGAGCAGUCCAGGAGAAGUCUACCAAAAGCCUUGUUAUAGGUCCUCUUGAUUUCCACUUGGAUAGCAGUGCAGUACACAGGAUUUUGAAAAUGAUUGUGUGUGCCUUGGAACAUGAAUAUGAGCCUUAUAGCAGGCUAAAACCAGAUAUUAAGAAUGAAAAUGAAACAAUACUGAAUUCUGAAGAAGUGGCAUCUUUAGAGGAAUAUAUUCCCACUCGACAGACAAGUGUUACUCUCCUCAAAUGUACUUGCACAAUUUUCAUGGCUGAAUUCAACUUGCUGGACCAUUUGCUACCUGUCAUUAUGGGAGAAAAGAACUCCAGUAACUUCAUGAAUACUGCAAACUUUCAGUCUCUUCGGCCUUUGCCCUCCAUUCAGAUAUUGGUGGAUAAAAUUAAUCUGGAACAUUCCGUGCCAAUGUAUGCUGAACAGUUGGUGCAUGUGGUCAGCAGCCUUACUCAGCCUUCUGAUAAUCUGCUACAUUAUUGCUAUGUACACUGCUACCUUAAGAUAUUUGGUUUCCAGGCAGGACUGACAUCGUUGGAUUGUAGUGGAUCUUACUGCUUACCUGUACCGAUUAUUCCCUCUUUUAGCACUGCUCUUUAUGGUAAACUUUUGAAACUUCCUACAUGCUGGACCAAAAGAUCUCAGAUUGCUGUAACUGAAGGUAUGUUUGAGCUUCCAAAUCUCACAAUUCAAGCUACAAGAGCACAGACACUUCUGCUACAAGCAAUAUAUCAAAGUUGGUCUCAUAUUGGAAAUGUUAGCUCUUCAGCAGUGAAUGAAGCUCUGAUGAACGAAGUCUUCCAAACUAGAGGUGUGAAAUCUAAGAAUCCCCUGCCAACUCUUGAGGGCUCAAUCCAGAAUGUUGAAUUGAAGUACUGCAGCACAUCAUUGGUCAAAUGUGCCUCUGGGACCGUGGGAUCAAUAAAAAUUUGUGCCAAAGCCCCAGUUGACAGCGGAAAAGAGAAAUUGAUUCCCUUGCUUCAGGGUCCUUCUGACACUAAAGACCUUCAUAGCACCAAGUGGCUCAAUGAGAGUAGAAAGCCAGAAUCUCUCUUAGCUCCCGAUCUGAUAGCCUUCACAAUUCAAGUUCCACAGUAUAUGGACUACUGCCACAAUUCUGCAAUUUGUGUCCAUUGGGAUAUUUUCUGCAGUUAUGCUUUUUCAAAAUUCAGAUGA